Solanum verrucosum is the source of this 1600-nucleotide messenger RNA. RefSeq names its product zinc finger CCCH domain-containing protein 20. Gene Ontology annotation, molecular function: metal ion binding. The record is from RefSeq and is a predicted model, not a curated record. NCBI's taxonomy places the organism in Eukaryota, Viridiplantae, Streptophyta, Magnoliopsida, Solanales, Solanaceae.
AUGGUUAAACUCCACUUUAUCACCCCUUUAUAUACAAACCAUCAUCACCGCCUGAACUACAAAUCGCCACCACCUUUUCAACUAGCAAUGAUCGGAGAAAGAAGACGCCGGAUUCCGACGAUCGAUGUUCCACCGUGGCCGUACUCCGAUGAUCAGACGGCGAACAUGCAGUUCAUGUUAAGCCCUAGUACAAAUUCCAUUUCUACCCCUAAUAAUUACAAUUACAGUAACUUUGUUGUUGAAGAUGAUUAUUCUCUGUUUCUACAAAAUGAUGCGGAAGAUAUCGAUGAAUUUGAGUUGGAAAAUCGUGAGAUUGAACUUCCGGUUGAUGUUUACGCUUGUGAUAAUUUCAGGAUGUAUGAGUUUAAAGUAAAGAGAUGUGGACGUGGAAGGUCACACGAUUGGACGGAAUGCCCGUAUGUUCAUCCCGGUGAGAAAGCUCGCCGGAGAGAUCCACGGAAGUUUCACUAUUCCGGUACUGCAUGCCCGGAAUUUCGUAAAGGGAAUUGUAACAGAGGUGAUGGGUGUGAGUACGCACACGGCGUAUUUGAGUGUUGGUUACACCCAGGUCGCUAUCGUACGCAGCCUUGUAAAGAUGGUGGUAACUGUAAAAGAAGGGUUUGUUUCUUCGCUCACUCGCCUGAGCAACUCAGAGUAUUGGCUCCGGGUUCGGGUUCGGGUUCAGAUUCGCCUCGACGGUAUGUUAAAGCUUUGCAUUUUGUUUCAUCGCCUGAGUCGAGUUCGCCGCCGACGGAGUCACCACCGAUGUCUCCGAUGACGGCGAACUCGUUUACCUCACUGAGUCGAUCACUCGGAUCGAACUCGGUGAAUGAAGUAAUGGCUUCACUGCGUCAGCUACAGUUAAACAGGUUGAAUUCCAUGCCUUCAUCAUGGAAUGUACAGAUGGGUUCACCUGUACUCGGGUCACCUAGACGACCCGUUAUCCGACCCGGUUUUUAUAGCUUACCUACAACACCAUCUGGAGAUCCGACCCGACCCAGAAACCGUUGUUUCGAUCUAUGGGAAAAUGGGGAAUGUCAAGAAGAACCUGUUAUGGAGAGAGUUGAAUCGGGAAGGGAUUUAAGGGUGAAGAUGUUUGAGAGGCUAAGCAAGGAGAAUCCACUCGACGAUCCGGUAAAGCCGAACCCGAAUUUAAAUUCGGGUCCGGGUCCAAAUCCGGAUGUCGGGUGGAUUUCGGAUCUGAUCCAGUAAAGUAAAUGGUGGUUCUUUUUUGUGUUUUCCUCAUUUUGGAAGCUAAAAUUGAAGGAUAUUAUGUAUGUUAUUAUUAUAUAAUAUGGUAAGAAUUUAAUAGUGGUAAUAGAUAUGGGGAAUUAUGUUUGGUUGUAAAGGGGAAAGUGAAAAUUUAGGAAGUUUUUUUUUGAAGGAAUUGUAGGGAGCUAUUAUUAUUAUUAAAAAAAAAAAUACCCCAAUCUUUAGAACGAUUUUUUUUAUAAAUGUUUAGCCAAAAUGGCAAAGUAAAGAUGGGGUGUUGUGUUUGUUUUGAUAUUUGAAGAAUGGCAAAUUGUAAUCCUUUUAAUGUUAUGUAUAUGUACAUUUAUAUAUGAUUUUGUAAUUUGUAAUGUUAUUUUUAUUAUUGUUA